Molecule: messenger RNA, 255 nt
Organism: Ordospora pajunii
Lineage: Eukaryota; Fungi; Microsporidia; Ordosporidae
Exons: 1
Coding region: 1-255 (84 amino acids)
Source: RefSeq, a predicted model, not a curated record
AUGCUUCCUAAUUCUGUGGUAGAUAUAUACAAUGACUUGAAGAAGGUGGCUUUUGGAUUCAAGUCGCCCGCAUUUCGAGCUUUUUUUACGACAAAAGCUGACGAAGACUUCAAUGGCAUCAAAUAUAUGAAAGAAAGUAAGGAAAAAGAUAGCGCAGUUAAGAAGUAUUUGGAGGAGCAAGGGGAGCUGAGAGAUGUUUUGAAGAGGCAGAGCAUCAUAUAUAAUAUGUUUUAUGAUGAUACAAGUAGAAUAUGA